AUGUCCUCCAUCCUGGAUGUGGAUGAGCAGCUCCAGCUUCUGACAUCAUUCCUGUGGCUGGACAUGGUCUGGGACAAUGACUUCAUCAGCUGGAACCCAGAGGAGUGUGGGGGCAUUCAGAGAAUCUCUAUGACAGCUCAAAACCUGUGGCUCCCAGACAUCUUCAUCAUAGAGUCUGUAGAUGUGGAUCAGACUCCAACAGGUCUCACUGUGUAUGUGAGUAAUGAAGGUCACAUCAAGUAUAAGAAACCAAUGAGGGUGACCACCAUCUGUAACCUGGACAUCUUCCGCUUCCCCUUUGACCAGCAGAACUGCACUCUGACCUUUAGCUCCUUUCUCUACACAGUGGACGACAUGCUGUUGGGCAUGGAAAAGGAAGUGUGGGAGAUUGUAGACACAUCGCGCAAUCUUACCAGGACCCAAGGGGAAUGGGAACUCCUGGGCAUCAGCAAAGCAACCCCAAAGAUGGCAAGAGUAGCCAUCAAACGCCGACCUGGCCUCUAUGUGAUAAACCUGCUAGUGCCCAGUGGAUUUCUGAUGGUGAUUGAUGCCCUGAGCUUCCUUCUGCCAGCUGAGAGUGGGAAUCGAGCCCCAUUCAAGAUGACCCUGCUGCUGGGCUACACCGUCUUCCUACUCAUGAUGAAUGACUUACUUCCCGCCAGUGGCAUCCCACUGAUAAGUGUAUACUUUGCCCUCUGUCUGACCCUGAUGGUAACCAGCCUGCUGGAGUCAGUCCUCCUCACCUACUUCUUACACAUGGUCACUACACAGCCCCCUCCCAUGCCAUCCUGGCUCCAUUCACUUAUGUUGAGAUAUAUCAAAGCUACAGAAUGCUGCAACAAGAGGUCUCUGAAAGAGAACAGGGGCCCUGGACCCAACUCCAUUCAUCUACCAGGUCUGAAGGACCCGGUGGCAAUGGCAAGAUGGGAGACAGGCCCAGCUAAGGCUGAGCUGAAUGGAGACCCACAAUCCACAUGGGCAGAGUCAGAACAACAGAUCCAGAGAAACAGGACCAUGGACAUGUGGGUGAAGUUCAGCCUUGCUCUGGACACACUGCUCUUUCGACUUUACCUGCUGUUCAUGAGCACUGCUUUAAUCACAGUCAUUGUGCUCUGGAGAAGCUAG
Trichosurus vulpecula (common brushtail) is the source of this 1125-nucleotide messenger RNA. Its product is annotated as 5-hydroxytryptamine receptor 3E-like. Gene Ontology annotation, cellular component: neuron projection; synapse; membrane. Gene Ontology annotation, molecular function: transmembrane signaling receptor activity; extracellular ligand-gated monoatomic ion channel activity; neurotransmitter receptor activity. NCBI's taxonomy places the organism in Eukaryota, Metazoa, Chordata, Mammalia, Diprotodontia, Phalangeridae. Gene Ontology annotation, biological process: chemical synaptic transmission; regulation of membrane potential; nervous system process. The transcript has 9 exons. Bases 1 to 1125 code for a protein of 374 amino acids. The record is from RefSeq and is a predicted model, not a curated record.